Molecule: messenger RNA, 1053 nt
Organism: Metarhizium brunneum ARSEF 3297
Lineage: Eukaryota; Fungi; Ascomycota; Sordariomycetes; Hypocreales; Clavicipitaceae
Source: RefSeq, a predicted model, not a curated record
AUGGCUGAUACCGCGCCCAACGGUGGCUCCAUUUUGGAGACCACCACGAACACAUCUUCACACUGGAAAAAAAUACCUUCUGCAUGCUAUCUUGUGUGCCCGCGCGCUAACCCGUCCGUCUCUCCUUAUCCAGGUCCCGUUGCUCAGAAUGUCAAAGACCAGAACGCAAAGACUCAGGCUGAGUUUUCCAAUCUUGCCGCCUCUCGCAAGACUCCUACGACACCUGCUGCCACUGGCCAGCCUCUUACACAUUAUCACUCCCUCUUCUCGGAGCUUCUGUCAUGGAAGAACCCUCGUGCCUCCGCUAUCGCAUACGCUUCGAUUGUCUCCUUCAUCUUCGCCGUUAGGUACCUCGAUGUGAUUCGCUGGGGUCUCAAGCUGUCUUUCAUGGCUCUUGCCAUCACAGUUGCCGCUGAGGUUACUGGUAAGGUCGUCCUCAGCCACGGCCUGGCUACUCAGAUGCGACCUCGCCAUUAUUGGACCGUUUCACGGGCUACUGUUGAUGGCAUGAUUGGGGAUGUUCAUGAACUCAUCAACUUCUUCGUUAUUGAGGCCCAGAGAAUUCUCUUUGUUGAGAACGUCGGUGCUUCUGCUGCCGCAGGCGUUGCGGCCUUCAUUUCCUACCAUCUCGUCAAGCUUGUCCCGUACUGGGGACUCGCCAUCAUUGCCACAACCGUUGCCUUCUUCGUUCCUCUCGUCUACACAUCCAAUCAGGAGUUGAUCGACCAGCACCUUAAGAACGCCUCCGAUGCAAUUAGUGCCCAGACUGCUCAGGUCCGAAGCGUUGCCCAGAAGCAGGCCGAUCAACUCACCACCAUGGGAAAGCAGUACGCUGGAGACUACACCGGCAAGGUACAGGAGAUGCUCCGUGGCCGUGGCGCCCCUGCUCCUUCCGGCCCCCCUAAGCAGCCUACCCUCGUUGCUCCUGCCAAGAAGCCCGAAUUCCCUACUCCUCCCACCGAGGAGCCCAAGUCUACGAAGACGGCCGAGCCUGAGGGCGAGGUUCCCGAGGAACCUGUCAUCCCCGAGACAGAGCCUUUGGUUGCUUCCUAG